CUCGUAUAUUGGCUGCUCAAGCGGCAGGCGAGAAGAGGGCGCGACUGCUGCCUGUGCAGAGGCUGAGCCUGAGGCCGGAGAUUUCAAUGGCGCGGGCGAGAAGAAAGUUCUCACGCGGGCGCCGGCGGCGCCGCGGGCCCUGCAGAAGCGGCAGGCGCUUCACUGUCGAUCGAGAGCGCAAGAGCAACACUGCUUCUCUCUUCUCCACCACACCACCCUGCUAGACAAUUCGCCACCAUGUCUGCGCCCUCCUCGCCCGACUCCUCCUCCUCCUCGGCGCUCAGCAGCAGCGGCAGCGCCACACAGUCGUCCGCCACGUCCGCCGAUCUGCCUCCUUCGCCCUCGCCGGCCACGCUCUCCCUGCCCGCGCCCGAGCGGCGCGCCGCGGCGCUGGCGCUCAAGGAUGCCGGCAACGCGCUGUUUCUGCGCCAGGAGUACGAGGCGGCGAAAACCAAGUAUGGCGAGGGCAUUGCGCUCGAUGAGGGCGUCGCCACGCUGUGGAGCAACCGCGCGGCGUGCGAGCUCAAGCUGGAACAGCAUGGCCUGGCGAUUGAGGAUGCCAGUGAGUAACUAAAGAGCAUAGGGGGGGGCGGCAGAGAAAGGAGGAGUGGGCGGCGCAAGGCCGCAGCGAGGAGCAAGGGCAAUGGGAAGGGGGGUGCGGCGGAGGAGACCGCGGCUCGGAACAUGGAGGUGCGCCGCCAACGCCGGUCCAGGACGAAAGCCUAUGCUUGCUACUUUGCUCGAACAAACGCUGCCACCUUCGCUC
This is a messenger RNA of Tilletiopsis washingtonensis, 766 nucleotides long. RefSeq lists its product as hypothetical. Gene Ontology annotation, molecular function: protein binding. The coding region runs from base 238 to 570 and encodes 110 amino acids. The record is from RefSeq and is a predicted model, not a curated record. The transcript has a single exon. Lineage: Eukaryota; Fungi; Basidiomycota; Exobasidiomycetes; Entylomatales.